This is a messenger RNA of Stylophora pistillata, 6334 nucleotides long. RefSeq names its product zinc finger ZZ-type and EF-hand domain-containing protein 1. The record is from RefSeq and is a predicted model, not a curated record. Lineage: Eukaryota; Metazoa; Cnidaria; Anthozoa; Scleractinia; Pocilloporidae. Gene Ontology annotation, molecular function: calcium ion binding; zinc ion binding.
GCCAGGUAACUGCAAAAGGUUCACCAGAUGUGGCUCUAUCGUGGAUUUUCGACCUGCAGCUUGGAAUGGCUCGUCUGUUUGGUCAGCUGUGCAGUGCGGCCUUGGACAGUAGGAAAGCUUCCCCAACUCUAUCGGGUGUUGACGACGAAGAAGAAACCAAGUUGCUACAAAGCGAAAUUUGGACAACACUUUUCCGUGGUGGAUAUCUGACAGGCAAGCUGCAGAGAUCUCUCUCUGGUCAUCAUGCAACAACAGCUUCUUCAGUAGAGAAUUGCGUCAACUCUUUUCUGCAAGGAUUUGACAGUGGGGAUAAUGGAGCUAUUGUAGAACUAAUAAAUAGGUGCCGUGAGAAGGCUCCUGGACCAUUUAUCGGAGGUCCCCUUGUGGACCAGGCCGUCAAAUCUGCUUUUGCUGCCCUUAUUUGGCACUCGCAGGAGUUAAGGGACCAGAUAGUUCUGUUUGCCAACAACACCCCUCCAGAAUCUGUCCCAGAGGGCGUUCAAGAAGCUUAUGUAACUGCUGAGUCUCUUAGGCGAGGCUUGGUGGAUCGUCGCCAGCGUUUGAUUCUACAGGCAGAAGAGGAAUCUAGUCAGGACAGCAAGUCCCCUCAAAAAAUCAAUCCUGACUCACAGGUGAUUGCAUGCAAAGAAAAGGCGCAGUUUCUUCUCAAGUUUGCAGGGCUACAGAGAAUCACAGACAAAACCUGCGAGGGAAGAGAAAACCGACGAUCCAAGUGGCUCAACAGAAAAUCGUCAUGGCAGAGAGCAUCUAGCGAGCACAGUGGGAGCAUACUGUCAGGACCUCGACAGAGAACACUGUCCAUUGAAGAGAUAAAGACGAUCGACAAGCAUCCAGCGUUCAAACUUAUCCUCGACUUUGUUACAAAUGAUUCCUGUUCUCAUGAGAGAAUCCAAGCCUUACUGGAGCAGAGGGUGAAACAUGCAAACAAAGUGGCCGACAUUUACCUCUUCGCUGCCGAUUUUCUUCGUAUUUCUUCGGAAACAGACCUUGUCCAGGCCCCGGCCGUACUCUUCUUGCAGCAGUUCCUUGCUUCUCAAAAGUUCUUUCCGAGACACUAUGCGGAUAAUCUUGAUGGCUGUGGGUUACAUCUAGAAAAUAAAGUACGCCGAGCGUACUAUGCACUGGUUAGAAGAUGUCUGGAGGGAGUUAAGUCUUAUCAUUCACAGGCUUCAAUUCGCAGACCGAGUUCUGCUGCGUUUGAAUGUCUCCGAGCUUUUGUUCUCCAUCUUCUUGAUACUGACUGGAAGGGUUACGAUUACACUUUUAUUCUCGAUGUUCACCUUCCUGAGUUCCUUCUGGACACCGCAAAAGCGACCGUAUUGGAACCCAAACAGGAUGUGAAGGAUAGGAAUGAACAGCAAGAACUGGAUCAUUAUGAAGAAGGAAAUGGCUGGCUGCUAGAGGCUAAACGAGACAUGUCUUGGUUUUCUCGUCUUCAGAAUGAAGCACAGACAGACCAGGAACGACGGAGAAUGCAUCUAUUUGUGGCACGGUUUUCGGAUAUUCUUGAUGUGUCAAUAACCUGUGAUGGCUGUGACAUCACCCUAUCGGGCAGGAGAUACCGCUGUCUUAACUGCAUGGAUGUUGACUUGUGUAAUACGUGUUACCUUAGUGGGGUGAAGCCCGAAGGUCACACAGACUCUCAUGAUGUUAUUGAUAUGAGAUACAAGUGUGACGAGUGUCAGAGUUUUAUCGUUGGAACACGGUUCCACUGCAAUGAAUGCUCAGACUUUGAUUUAUGUUUUGGUUGUCAUUCAUUUGGCAAGUUCCCAACAAGACACUCUGCGACCCACAAAAUGACCAAAUUUCCACUUAAGACAGGUUCACUUCCAGACACGAGUACAAACGACCCAGCGAGCCGUGUACAGUUGUACACUCAUCAUCACGCUUGGCUACUGUUAACUUCCUUGGCUCUUACUUUGGCAAAUUUUAUUAAUGAGCCAAACAAAUCUGUUGUGAGUUUAGAUUAUCUCCGUACCGCUGGCCAUCUCCACAUGGACUGUCUGUCUUUGGUGACUAAGUGCCUAGGCCACGCUUGUUUUAAAGCGCAAACCGGCGAGGAUGGCACGGAAUGUGGGGCAUCCUCUGGUAACGAAGUUGUUACUGUUGGGGCAGCUCAUGAGUCAAUUCCAGAAGGAGCGAGUACACAUGACGUUGAAGGAGCGGCGACCAUAGAUACGACUGCUGUAGCUGCCGCCGUAGCUACUGCUGUAUCUGCUGAUGCCGUUGUUAAGACGAUAGAUAAGGAGGCCCGUCAAUCAUCAGGAGAUGAACCUCACGAAACUGAAGCCAAAGAAACUGAAGCCAAAGAUGAUAAGGAUACGGCUGCUGGAGUGGAAGGAAAGGUUCUAACAGAAGGAAUUUCUGAGGUGGACGCAAACACAGCGGAAGGCGAUGGGACAAAUGAAGCCGUAGUGAAAAACGAAGAGCCCUCAUCUGAGAAUAAAGCGGAAGGAUCUGCUUCACAGCAAGAUGGAAAAACACAAGGUCCUGAAGACAUCGAAACACUGUUUGCCAGCAAAACGCAUGAAAGACUUUUAGGACUUCUUGGAGCUGUUCUUCCGCAGGAUUCAAAGAUCAAUCGCUGGACAUCCUAUUGCUGUGGAGUUGAAGGGUUUAUAUCGGACAAAUUUCUUCCAACUUUGUUUAAGAUUAUCAGGGACGCACAAUGUGACGACAAAACUAAAGCUCUUGCUCUUGGAAUUCUCGGCAAGUUUCUGCAGUGCACCAGCCCUAUGGUGUCUGAUCGUGGUGUGUCGCUCUUUUACACUUUACCUGUCAAGACGGAAAGUGAGAUCAGCAGUGAAGAGAGAUCAUCAGGAAACACCAGUGUUGAGUUCCUCUUUCAGCUUGGAGCAGAGUACUUAGCGAGAUCUGAUCUUAAUGCGUCCUCAUGUAUGGCAUCCACCUUACAACAAUUGGCUAGUUCAUCUCAGUGGCAGCCAAGUAUAGCGGACUAUGUCGGAAUGUGUCUGGAGCGUUUGGCUCAACAAGCUGAGAAUGUAGACUUAAGCGCAUUGUUUGGCCUGCUUGUCUUCGCAAGAUUUCCUGAUUUUGUUCGUAUGGGGUCAGUGGUUGAAAUGAAGGAUCCCAGUGGAGAGAAGCGGAGAGCUGUUGUAUUUAAAUAUUACCUUGAUAAAGGAAGUGUUACAAUCAUUGAUGUCAAAUCACGGAAGAGAAAAACGGUCAAGGAGCACCUUCUAGAGGAAUCUUCUUCUCUGAGUGAAACUUUCAAGACUUCAAGAUUUCCUGUUCUUCUGGACAUUGUCGUAAAAAUUUUUCAUCUUCUUAGAGAUAAAAAAACCGUUCCAGUGGAGAGAAUGUGGGUUUUAUUUCUCGGACUGAAGGGUCUGCUUGGUAACAUUAAGGCAAAUUCAAGUUUAAGCCUGAAUUCAGAGAUGGUGUCUAGUGGUAUUGUUCCUUUGCUUGUGAACAUCGCCUGUCAGGGAACGACAUUCAGCAGUCAGUGGAUUUUGCGAGAUUUGGAGGUAUUGUCUCUCAAAUUAUACAAGUCAGAGCAAUUUACUGCACCAACUGCAUCUAAACCGGCUGAAAAAGAUGAAAGUAAAACGACAUCGAAAACUUCACAGGAAGCUGAACCAACAAUAAAUGAUACUUCUACAACUAAAGAAACAACAGAGACAAGUAAUUCAGAGAAAGAAGAAGAAGAAGAAGGCGGAGGUGACCCGUUGGAAGGACUGGAUGAUAUCACCAAGACAUGCUUUGAGACUAUCUACGAGGCGAUGAAUGUUCCUUGCUCCGUACUUAGAGCCAUCUAUGAGAAUGUGUCACAUGAUCAAAGUCGACUGGUGGAAGAAGUGCAGAGGGGGUUUGAUGGUGCAGGUUUUCAAGUCUCGGACGAGGUCAGAGAACAAGCUAAGAAGUGGGAAGCCGUCCAAAAGAAACUUGAAGCCAGUUUGGCACCAGGCCCUGUUGUUGACGUUGGAGUUGUCCGUUAUACGACCAGUGAGAUAUUACCAAAGAAUGUUCAGGCCAAAGCUGAACAAAGCGAAGCGGCUCAAAAGCUGAUUCCUUCGCUUAGUGAUGCAGAAAUUGAAGAGACGCGUGAGAAGCAAGCUCGCACCAAAUCAGCUGAGCUGCUAAAGAAGGAACUCGAAAGUGAAGAAAACUUGGGAAGUACAGAGUAUCUUACCAAAGUUAAUCUUGCUUUGUCAGUGAUCUACUCGCGGCAUUUGAUCGCCAUUUUGUUGGGACAGUGGCCUCAGGGUCACCUGAUCACAUCUGAGCUGAUGGACAACAGCGACGAAGUCCAGUUCAUUGGUUUGCUGGACAUAUUGCAGAGACUGGAGAGUAAAGAACUAUUUGAAAAGGUGGUGAGUUCGGUCGUACGGUGUGGAGAUCCUAAACUGGUUCAUCCGUUGUCUCUUGCUGCCGCUCACUGCAUGGGUGAAGUGACGCUGUCAACUGAAACCAGAGAGUCCGAACAUAAGUAUCCUAAUGAUACCAGGGACGAGGGCAAAGUACACAUUCCUGGGGCUGCUACACUCUUUGUUAAGUUUGAUCCAAGAUGUUCCACUGAGGAUGGAUGCGAUGAACUGCGGAUUGCAUCCUCACCUGAUUAUGAACAAAACAAACAUGUGUUUUCUGGCCCCAGCAGUCGAUGGAUCGAUUUAGAAAUACCAGGUGACACUUUGUAUUACAUAUUCACUUCAGACAGCAGCACCAACGACUGGGGCUGGAAAUUUGUAGUUACUGGCGGCCAACUGGGCAGAUUUAAGACUGGCUUUACAAUGCUAAAUGCAAUGCUGUCACUGGAUAACAAAGUUGCCAGGUCCUUGCCUCUUAAGAAGUUGUGGGUUUGGCUGGUAUCAGUAGCCUGCUGUCAGACUGGUCAGCAGCGUCUCAUGGCUACUGGCUUUCUGCUGAGACUACUGUUAGUUGUGUCAGGACAAGUUUUGAACAGAGAUGGGUCAUGUUCGAUUCCAAUGGAGACAAAUGACCGGCCUGAUCUGAGUUUGUUGAGGCCACUGUGGUCUCUUUAUACCAGCAUGUUGGAGAAGGAAGGAGGUUCUGUAUCAGUUCCUACUUUGGUGUCUCCAGUACUUCGAGGACUUACUGAACUCUUUUUGAUGGUGGAAAACCUCGCACAGGACUGGGGCAUGGCUGAGGACCUCGUGGUUGGUUUUACAACAACCGAAAGUUUAAAGCGAUGCUUCUCACAGGCCGUACAAAAGGUUGGUCUCAUCGGUCUUGCUAUUGGACAACCAAACAGGGCUUCUGAAGCUCUUAUCAAGGCUGCCUCCAAUCCACAACCGAAUGCGGAUGGACUCAAAAAGAAGUCAAUGGUAGCCUCGUCUGUAAGCUUCCAGCUUCCUUUUGCAAUCACCACUGCCGCCGAUGAUAAUGAAGAUGACACAACAGGAGAUGGAUCUAGUGAUGACUCGGACGAUAGCAGCUCCUCUGACUCCUGGAACUGAUCACGUGACUCAGAACCACAACACUGACUGGCUGUCAAGUCACGUGAACACCAUUCUUAGGAAAGUGAAUUGAUUCAAGAAUUAAAAAGAUAAUCAUUUUGCAGAUCAUUUGUGUACACAGAAGAAGAGCUGAACUAUCAAGUGGUUCAGUUUAUCUGAAAUAUUGAAUCUUGGUUUGAUGUGGUAUUUUAAUCACUGGUUCAAACAGACGAGUAUGGAUGAACAGUGAUUCUUAAUGGCAACUGAAUUCCUAGCUUUGAAUACUAUCAUUAAUUGUCAGAAACUGAAACGACUGCCAAUUAUUUUCGCAGGUUAAACAGGAUUAUGAAAUUCUGUUUUCACCAACGAAGACAUUUAAUGUUGCUGGUUUAUGACUUCAGUCAAGACUUUUUUCUCUAAAUCACCUUUAAUUUUUAAAAGCGCAUACUUAAUUGAUAGUCAAGUGUGCCACCUCGUCAUGGUACGUCGAGUGAUAGUAAUAUAGGACCUCGGUCCUAGGCCGCGCGGGAAUGCCGUUGUAGACGUCCUAUACUACUACUGAUCUUCUGAACUUAAACUGGUUUGUAUUCCUUCCACGCGGUUAAGUCACCUUUACUAGUUGGGGCACUAUGUAACGCAUGCAGUGAAUGUAAUUCAUACCUUUAUCUAAGGCUUAAAGGUGAAAGAAGGACUAUUUUUAAUACAAAUCAGAGCCAAGAUUAGUACUUAUGCUAAAACGCUUAAGUUGAAAAGAUAAAGAAAAAAAAUUGACGUAAAGCGAUGCUCGGAGCUUUUCAGGCAAUCACCCCAAUAGAGUUUUAUUAAAUUACCCACUCUUUUGGCGUUUAGUAUAGUGCAAUAUUUCUGAAUAAAGGCACUUCUUUGGUAGAGCAAAA